UAAUAUGAGAAAAAAUGAAUUUAUGAAUGAUGAAAUUAGAAAACAUUGGUUUGCCAAUUGCAGAUCAAUUUCAGAGUUCGAAAGAUUGGACAAACUAGGAGAAGGAACGUAAUAAUUAUUGAUUUUUAACUAAGUUAUGGCACUGUCUAUGCUGCCAAAGAUAAAAAGAAAAAUUAAGUAGUUGCUAUCAAAAAAGUUAAAAUUCAUGAUAGUAAUGAAGGGUUUCCUAUAACAUGUUUGAGAGAAAUCAAAAUAUUGUAAAGAUUAUCAGCACAUCCAAAUGUUGUCAAUUUAUUAGUAAAUAAAUUCUUCAUUUUUAGGAAGUAGCUGUGGGACCAAUCAAAGACAGCAUUCAUCUUGUAUUUGAAUACUGUGCCAUAGACUUAGCCAUUCUAGUAGAUAAUAUGUUCAUAGGUACAAUUUUAAUAAUCAAUAGAUAAUUAUUCUUUUCGUGAAAAUGAGAUUAAAUGCAUAGUCCUUUAACUCUUGAAUGGACUUGCCUACAUUAACUCCAACUUCAUUUUACAUCGAGACAUCAAAUUGUCUAAUCUCCUAUUGACUAAUGAUGGCAUUGUUAAAAUUGCAGAUUUUGGUCUGGCCAGAGAAUUUGGUAAUCAUUAUUUACUACAAUUUCAGAAAUCCCAUAAAAAAAGUAUACGAAUCCAGUAGUCACACUUUGGUACAGAGCCCCAGAACUUCUGUGUCAGAUGAAUAACUAUAACACUGCCAUCGACAUAUGGUCAGUUGGGUGUGUUUUUGCAGAACUAAUCAAUCGAGGGUUUCCAAUUCUCUAAGUUAUUUUGAUAUCUAUCCAUAGGGUAAAUCUGAAAUUCAUCAAUUGCAAUUAAUGUGUGAAAUGUUGGGGUAUCCAAAUGCUUCAGUUUGGCCAGACUUACACAAAAAUGGAAACAAAUAAAUCUUGAAAGAACUAGAAAAGUUUUAACAUUGCCGACCAAAUCUGUAAAAUGUGAUUAAGGAUGCAUCUCCUUAAGCCUUAGAAUUGAUCUCAAGAAUGUUAACUUGGGAUCCAGAAGUAAAAGUUGUAUUUAAUCUUACUAGAAACGCAUAGGAGUUAUGGAAAGUUUAUUACAUGAAUAUUUCUACACCAAUCCUAGGCCAUCUAUGCCUGAAGAACUAUCCAUUUUAAGACAAUUAGAUUAAUUUAAAAAAAAGAAUGCUGAUAAAGCUGAAAAAAAAAUUAAAAUUAAAUGAUUUCUUUAUAUUCUUAUGCAUUUUAUGUCUAG
Messenger RNA from Paramecium octaurelia, 1244 nucleotides. Lineage: Eukaryota; Ciliophora; Oligohymenophorea; Peniculida; Parameciidae. The record is from the annotation of a GenBank genome assembly.